Molecule: messenger RNA, 689 nt
Organism: Lymnaea stagnalis (great pond snail)
Lineage: Eukaryota; Metazoa; Mollusca; Gastropoda; Lymnaeidae
Source: the annotation of a GenBank genome assembly
GUAAUUGAGUCGUCAGAGUCAGCAUAUUCGUCACCAGUAGUCUUGGUGGAGAAACUCGAUGGGUCGUUUCGGUUAUGUAAUGAUUGCAGAAGGUUGAAUUCUGUUACCGCUGAACCGAUGCCAGAGAUCUAAGCAAUAAUGGCUAAUCUCAGGGGCUCAAAAUAUUUUUUAAAAUUAUACCUUACAAAAGGUUAUUGGCAGUUCCCCAUUGAUAAACCAUCGAAACCACUGACAGUCUUCAGUGCGCCAAAAGGUAUGCUACAAUACAAGGUGUUACCAUUUGGUGUAAAGAGUUCUCCUGCUGCAUGCAAUCACCUUGUCAAGGGGAUACUGACAAAUGUUGGACCGGGCGGAGAGCCCUUUGUGGAUGAUUUUUUAUUCACAUUGCCACAUGGAAAGAUUUCUUGGAGAUAUGUAAGAGGCUGCUCAAGCGGGUGAGCGAGGCAAACCUCAAAAUCAAACCAAAAAAACGAUGUUCGUUAUGGAGGAAGUGGAGUUUUUGGAACACGCGGUGCAGGCAGGAGUUAUCAGGCCUCAAAAUGAGAAAUUUAGGCAAUAAAAAAUGUGACCAGCCAACGAACAAAAAUAAAGUUAGAAGCUUUCUUGGCUUAGCGUGAUAUUAUUGGAAAUUUGUGCCCAAUUUCUCAGCCAUAACCACAGCUCUGUCCGAUCUGACAAAGAAGUCACAU